Molecule: messenger RNA, 3151 nt
Organism: Triticum urartu
Lineage: Eukaryota; Viridiplantae; Streptophyta; Magnoliopsida; Poales; Poaceae
Source: RefSeq, a predicted model, not a curated record
GAAAUUUUCCCCAUUUCAUUUUGGGCGCACUGUUUCGAUAAGGAAGAGGGGCGGAGAGGGAGCGAUAGGCAGAGGCGCUCGAGCGACGGAGGAGAGGAGGCGGUUCCGUCGGGUUCUUACCGUUUUCCGAGUUCCCUCUCUGCUCGAGCUUGAUUUUUUUUCCUUUGAUUCAGGGCUCCCCCGGUUGGUUGUUCUUGUCUCUCCCCCUCCUCUCAUGCGAUUUUUCCCUGUCUGUUCGUGUAGCUUCCAGAUCUAUGUCUGUGGAUUAUUGGUAGUUGUAUUUUGAUGCGUUUGGUUCCAUGGAUGCCCCUCUGCACGCGUCAGAUGUAUGAAUUCGUGUGUUAGGUACUUAGGUCUGGCCUGUUCUUCCUCUGUUAGGUUUUAGGUGUUCUCGUUUUGAUUCCCUCAGUGGAGGCGCUGGUAGGUUGUACGUUUAGAUGUUGGUCAUCUAAAUAGGGUUCGGGCUUGUGGUUUCUGCUGGUAGUAUUGCUUCGUAUGGCUUGCCCUCUGCAUAUGUAGUUCUACCAUCUGGUAGGGUUAGGGUUUGUAAUUUUUGUUGUAGUUGUAAGUGUUUUAGCUUGCUUGUUGAUGCUAUUAUUGUGUGUCAAAUUUAAUAGGGGAUUGGUCUGGCUCGUCCCCUUCUCGUGUUGUUCUUCCAUGUGGUAGGGGUUAGUGUUUGUGAUUUUGGUUGUAGAGGUAAGGUUUAGGUAGCUUUGUUGAUGUUAUUCUCUUUAGCAUUUUGUCCGCAAAUGUUUUUGUAAUGUUAAGUCUGAAUUAGGGUGGAUGUUAACUGUGAAUUUCACUGUAAUGCAUCCCAUUAUUCCCUAGUUACAUUGUAAUUUACCAACUGUAUUAUUCCCCAGAUAAUUACUGUGCAUUUUAACUCUGAAUUACAGUGUAGUUUUUAUGCUUUGUCUCUGUAAUUGAUGUAAGUUUAAUUACUGUGUAAUCGUAAGAUAGUUUACACUGUAAUUUACUAACUGUAUUAUUCCCCAGAUAAUUACAGUGGAUUUUAACUCCGAAUUACAGUGUAGUUUGUAUGCUUCAUCUUUGUAAUUGCUAUAUGUCUAAUUACUAUGUAACUGUGAGAUAGUUUACACUUUCACAAUGUAAUUACUAUGUAAUUACAGUGUAGUUUGUAUGCUUCGUCUCACACCAGGACGUUCCGUUAGUAUCACCUUUUUGAGAGUGCAGAUUCUGUCGGUGAACUGUUUGUGCCUAAUGCCUUUGCGGAAAAUGGUUCUUGUGCUAUGUCUAUGGAACUUUCUGGUGAUGAAGGAGGUUUUGAGAAAGCUCUUCUGAAGUUCUAUUUGAAUCAAAAAGUAAAAUGCUUGAAGAGGAAAUUAUCAUCUACUGUGAGAAGGAGUGUCGUUAGUCCCCCUUGGCUUACCGGCGAGUCGGGUGCGCGCAUCGACCUGUACCAUCUGACCGACCUUGUCAAGGCGGGCCGGUGGGACGAGGCCAUCGACCAUCUCUCCUGCUUCCUGCCGUGCGACCUUGCUCUGGGCGCCCACGGCCGCGUCCUCCUCCACUUCCUCCGCGUGCACAAGGCCGUCCACGACAUCGUCUCCGGGGCGCCCGAGAGCCGUGCCGUCUCUGCAGCUCUCAGGAUAUGCUUCACCAAGAAUUUUACCAUCAACCACGCCAUCACCAAGCUCCGCACCAUCCUCUGGUCCCUCCACUCCUCCAGCGGAUUCAGGGACUCCCUGGACUUUGGGCGCGUGAGAGACAAAGCGGCGUCCACUGUCGUUUACUUGGCUUAUCAAACUCCAGAGUUGAGAGAACAUAUGAAAGAGGCGCGUGGCCCAGCGGAACCCCACAAUGUACUCCCCAUUGGCUUCGGCUUCCGUCCAAGGCGCCAUGUGAAGCGAGGCCCCAUCCCGGGCUCUGUUCUUGUCAAGCACUAUCUUCAUAAGAGGAGGAUGCUUGCUUCUUCGAUAUCAAGUCACUGUGAAGGGUCAAGUUCUGAAUCGUUAAUUAAGGCAAAAGAAUGGAUGGUGGAUCUUGUUGAUUCAUAUUUGGAAGCUGGUAAGCGGCAUCAAGGGUAUCCACUUCAAUAUGUUUGUACUCCAAUGGUACACAAAGGUGCUCCUGUUGAUCCAUUCUCGCGGAGUAAUCUUGGUACAUUCAGAAGUCCGGCUAGAAAUCCUGGCAUGUCAUCAGACACCGAUUUCGACUUGUUAGUCCUCAAGACAAAGGAAUGGGCGAUUUACCUUAUAGACUUGUUAGUCCUCAAGACAAAGGAAUGGGCGAUUUACCUUAUAGAUCAACGGCUGGAAGCUUGGCCGGACCUUAGUCAAGGGCAUGAGUAUCCAUUUCGAUGUGUCAAUAAGGAUGGUUUUCCAGUUGCCCGAAUUUCGCAGACUAUCCCUGUUACCUUGGUGGGGCAUGCUAAAAGUUUUGCACUUUCAUCACUAACAAAAGCAGAAGUUCCAUCCUUCAUUCAGGUGCUCCAUCCUUUGGAAGGUCCUGCUAGAAACUAUGGGAUCCCACCAGUGACAAAUGCAGGUGGUCUACCUUCACAGGCCAUGUCUGCUAUCUUGGCACCUCCUUAUGACCAGUUCUUGAUUACAACAGAGAAAGAUGCAGGUGCUCUGUCCUCAAAGGCCAUGUCUGCUAUCUUGGCAUCUCCUUCUAAAUAUAUCAAGGCAAAUGCAGAUGCUCUACCCUCAGAGACUAUGUCUCCUAUCUGGGCAUCUCCUUAUGAAAACUCUCUGGUCUCGACAAUGACAAAUGCAGGUACACAUAAGCAUUUGAGUCAAGAACAUUGCUAUACUGAGAAUGUUUGCCAGGAUUUCAGCCCAAGGAAGAAUCCAAGGAUGGAACUGACAACUGUUGGGCAAGGCUUUAAUCCGAAAAGGCAACGGACAACUCCAGUAUAAUACUGUUCGAGUGCAGGCUUCGCUGAUUGAAGGUAAAGCUGAAGGUCACCUCACACCAUGUUCUUGAGUGGUGGGAUCGACUUCACUCAUGGGGCUUCUAUCUUUGUGAAAAGACGCCCUGAUACUGUUAGUGGGCUUGUGGUGCUGCUGCCCCCAGCGUGAACUUUGUUGUUUUUAUUUUUUGUGAACCUAUGUUGUGCGUUCCGAUCGUACUUUGAACUAUGUAUUGUCGCUACUUGAGCCAAGUUAUGUCUUUUCUUUUUGUGAAA